Molecule: messenger RNA, 4268 nt
Organism: Microtus oregoni (creeping vole)
Lineage: Eukaryota; Metazoa; Chordata; Mammalia; Rodentia; Cricetidae
Gene: Rnf19a
Product: ring finger protein 19A, RBR E3 ubiquitin protein ligase
Exons: 10
Coding region: 368-2839 (823 amino acids)
Biological process (GO): positive regulation of proteasomal ubiquitin-dependent protein catabolic process; ubiquitin-dependent protein catabolic process; protein polyubiquitination
Cellular component (GO): cytoplasm; ubiquitin ligase complex
Molecular function (GO): ubiquitin protein ligase activity; ubiquitin conjugating enzyme binding; zinc ion binding
Source: RefSeq, a predicted model, not a curated record
GGGGGAGAAUGGCAGUUGCGCUGCUGGUCCCCGGCUGCGUCGGUCCGGCUGGAGUCACCGAGGGGAGUUCGGGAAAGCGGCCGGCCGCUACGCUUCCACCGGUAGCUCUUGCCCUAGCCGAGACGGUUCCGCGGCGGGGCUGAGGGCCGGGCCGUCCUCCGUCCUCCCUCAAGGCUGGUGCCUCCGCGGGAUGGGGCCUGCUCGCCCGCCGCCCUGAGGAGCUGAGGACAUCUGUGACAACAGUCUUCUCUAAUUGGACUUUUUCAAGAUUUUCUGAAGGAGCCAAUAGGAUUUUUUACAUCAUGACUUAAUCUGUCUACAAGAACAAAAAAUAAAUUUUAUUUUUAAGUAUAAUGAAGGGCUGUGUAUGAACACUGACCCCAACUCAAUUCUAAUGAGCAUUUUAGACAUGAGUUUACAUCGGCAAAUGGGUUCGGAUAGAGAUCUUCAGUCUUCUGCCUCAUCUGUGAGCUUACCUUCUGUCAAAAAGGCGCCAAAAAAGAGAAGAAUUUCAAUAGGCUCUCUCUUUCGGAGGAAAAAGGACAACAAACGUAAAUCAAGGGAGCUCAAUGGCGGAGUGGAUGGAAUUGCAAGUAUUGAAAGUAUACAUUCUGAGAUGUGUACUGAUAAGAACUCCAUUUUCUCUACAAAUACCUCUUCCGACAAUGGAUUGACUUCUAUCAGCAAACAAAUCGGAGACUUCCUAGAGUGUCCAUUGUGCCUCUUGAGGCAUUCUAAAGACAGGUUUCCUGAUAUAAUGACUUGUCACCAUAGGUCUUGUGUGGAUUGCUUACGGCAGUACCUAAGGAUAGAAAUCUCGGAAAGUAGAGUGAAUAUCAGUUGUCCAGAAUGCACCGAACGGUUUAAUCCCCAUGAUAUUCGGUUGAUACUAAGUGAUGACGUCUUAAUGGAAAAGUACGAAGAGUUCAUGCUUCGGCGAUGGCUUGUUGCAGACCCUGACUGUAGGUGGUGUCCAGCUCCAGACUGCGGAUACGCUGUGAUAGCAUUUGGAUGUGCCAGCUGUCCUAAAUUAACCUGUGGGCGAGAAGGCUGUGGGACAGAGUUUUGCUACCACUGUAAGCAGAUCUGGCAUCCAAACCAGACCUGUGAUGCUGCUCGGCAGGAGAGAGCCCAGAGUUUACGCUUACGAACUAUACGCUCUUCGUCCAUUAGCUACAGCCAGGAGUCUGGAGCAGCAGCUGAUGAUAUAAAGCCGUGCCCACGAUGUGCUGCUUACAUAAUAAAGAUGAAUGAUGGGAGUUGCAAUCAUAUGACAUGUGCUGUCUGUGGCUGUGAGUUUUGUUGGUUGUGUAUGAAAGAAAUCUCUGAUUUACAUUAUCUAAGUCCAUCAGGUUGUACUUUUUGGGGGAAGAAACCCUGGAGCCGAAAGAAGAAAAUCUUGUGGCAGCUGGGAACCCUUGUGGGUGCUCCUGUAGGGAUUGCUCUGAUAGCUGGCAUCGCCAUCCCCGCCAUGAUCAUCGGCAUUCCCGUGUAUGUAGGCCGCAAGAUUCAUAAUCGCUAUGAAGGCAAAGAUGUUUCAAAACACAAACGGAACCUGGCCAUAGCAGGUGGUGUGACGCUGUCUGUCAUUGUGUCUCCGGUGGUGGCCGCGGUGACUGUAGGCAUUGGCGUUCCCAUUAUGCUAGCUUAUGUGUAUGGUGUUGUUCCAAUUUCCCUCUGCCGAAGUGGGGGUUGUGGAGUUUCAGCCGGCAAUGGGAAAGGAGUCAGAAUUGAGUUUGAUGACGAAAAUGACAUAAAUGUUGGUGGACCUAACACAGCUAUAGAUACAACAUCAGUGGCAGAAGCAAGGCACAAUCCUAGCAUAGGCGAGGGAAGUGUUGGUGGUCUGACCGGCAGUUUGAGUGCCAGCGGCAGCCACAUGGACCGAAUAGGCGCCAUCCGGGACAACCUGAGCGAGACCGCCAGCACCAUGGCACUGGCGGGAGCCAGCAUCACUGGGAGUCUGUCGGGAAGUGCCAUGGUAAAUUGCUUCAACAGGUUGGAAGUACAAGCAGAUGUACAGAAAGAACGGUACAGUCUAAGUGGAGAAUCCGGCACAGUGAGCUUGGGAACAGUGAGUGAUAAUGCCAGCACCAAAGCAAUGGCAGGAUCCAUUCUAAAUUCCUACAUCCCUCUGGACAGAGAAGGAAACAGCAUGGAAGUGCAAGUGGAUAUUGAGUCCAAGCCGUUCAAGUUCCGGCACAGCAGUGGGAGCAGCAGUGUGGAAGAUGGCAGCGCUGCCCGGAGCCACACUGGUGGGUCAUCCAGUGGAUUGCCUGAAGGUAAAUCUGGUGCCACCAAGUGGUCCAAAGAAGCUACAACAGGAAAAAAAUCAAAAGGUGGUAAAUUGAGGAAAAAGGGCAACGUGAAGAUAAAUGAGACCAGAGAAGACAUGGAUGCCCAGUUGUUGGAACAGCAAAGCACAAACUCGAGUGAGUUUGAGGCCCCAUCCCUCAGUGACAGUAUGCCGUCUGUAGCGGAUUCCCACUCGAGUCACUUUUCCGAAUUCAGCUGCUCAGACUUAGAAAGCAUGAGAACAUCGUGUAGCCAUGGUUCCAGUGACUGUCACGCCCGCUUUGCGACUGUGAGCAUCCUUCCCGAGGUAGAGAAUGACCGUCUGGAGAACUCACCACACCAGUGCGGCAGUUCUCUGCUCUCCAAGACUGCUUCCUGCUCAGACGUUCCACAGCCGAAUCAUGCCGCAGAGGAGCACGGCCCCAAUAAAAGCGCGCUGAAGCCUAGUGGUGAUUUGUGCUUUGGUGAUGGACUGAAAGAGACAAAUAACAACCACCCACAUCAGACAGUGGACUUGAAGGUAGCUAUUCAGACUGAAAUUUAGGUCCAGAAUGCUGCAGAGUAAUAACCACUGAACAGCCUUGUUUGGAGCUGGUUGAGCCAUGCGUGACUGUUAGGUUUAAGUUACCAGCAAAAGCCAGGUUUCAUAAUCAAGAUGCAAAUACAUUUUGUAUGUUUAGCAAAGCAUUGUGUUCCAUGUGGAUGUUAAUUACCAAAUUAUGAAAUGAAGGCUUUAAAAGUGCAUUAUUAUGAGAAUAAUAACUUAAGAAAAAGCAUAUUUUGUGUUCUUGUCACAAAACAAUGCUUGAUGCACAUACCUGUGUAUUUAGAUAGAAAUUGGGCUUAAUUUAUAAUCAUACGAUACUAAUGCUGUUCUGCAUUGUUAAGAAAAAUCGAGGCUUGGGGAUAGUGGUUAGUGACAUGUUAUUGAAACCACUAAGGGAUGGUGUGAAAGGACCUGGCUGGUUACUCAGUAUGUGAUCCUCUUUGUGACGUCUCUCUUCAUAACUGAGCUUAAAUUUCAUUUCUUUCUUCACAUGCAAUGUGGAUAUAGAGCUUAAUGCAGCCCACUGGUGACCAUUUGGAUACUUAGACACUUGAGCAAGAUCGUGGCAGUUUUUGUACAACUUGAAGUAGAAAUACUUGGUACUGUUGCAUAUCUCAUGGAUUGUUGAUGCCAUUUUAGAAGAAAAAGAUAGGCGUAGGUAACUAAGUGUACUGACAGCAGCACAAAGACAGAGCUACAAAUGAAAUCCAUUAGGACACAGCAUCACAAAGUCACCUGCUCUAAGGGAGGUCAGUGCCCUUUGAUUCUUGGUGCCUUUGGGAGAGACCGGGUUUUAAGAGCCUGGUUAGUGGAGGAUUUGCUAUAUCAUUUCCCAUAACGUCUCCUCUAGUCACCUCAGAUAUAGAGAAAAAUACAGGAAAUAGAUAAACAUGAAUGUGAUUAUUAACUUUGCUGAAAAAGUAUUUGCCUACCAAAGACACACUCAGGCUUUAGUAAGUGUAAUAUUACAUAACCUCGGUUUUUAACAUGUAUAUCUUUUCCAACCAUGAACUCAAAGCAAUGCAGAGCUUGUACCAAGCUUAUACAAAAGGUCUGUGGCUUUGUUUCCUUUGCUUUUGUUGAUGGAGGAUGUUCAGCUGACACAAGCAGAAGCUGGCCAGAGUACUUCCCAUGGAACUUUCCUAGCAGACUGGCCCACAGCAGUCGAGACUCCACUGUAGGUGUUUCUUUUAAGUAUUACCAUUAUGGUGCUACUGAGCAUUUUCUUCUGAUAAAGGAAAUGCCCCGGGCUGCAGUCUUUCACCGUCCUUCUCCGCACUGCGUCCAUUCAUGUGCUUAUAUAACACUAGUGCCAGUUAUUUUAUUUGAUAAUGCUUAAUAUGGUAUUUGUACAUUUGUUUGCAUUCCAGUUUUGUUCAAUGAGUGUGUAAACAGCAUACGUGAAAUAAAUGUAAAUACUAAUGAA